Molecule: messenger RNA, 1303 nt
Organism: Enhydra lutris kenyoni (northern sea otter)
Lineage: Eukaryota; Metazoa; Chordata; Mammalia; Carnivora; Mustelidae
Product: polyglutamine binding protein 1
Exons: 6
Coding region: 487-1239 (250 amino acids)
Biological process (GO): alternative mRNA splicing, via spliceosome
Cellular component (GO): cytosol; nuclear body; plasma membrane
Molecular function (GO): protein binding; ribonucleoprotein complex binding; lipid binding
Source: RefSeq, a predicted model, not a curated record
GGGUGGGUGCCUCUUUUGCAGCAGGAGGAGGUGCUGCGCUCUGCUUCCCCAUCCCGGAGCUUUGGUUCCUCCCACCCAGGUGUCUGUGGGGGACGUUGGGUGAGCCCAUUCCUGGGACGCAGGGGGUUGGAACUGAGCUUGGCCCCUUCGGCGGUGGGCGGAGCCUGGGCCUGGGAGGGGAACUGGGUCCUGGAACACCCAGCCUCGAGGCGGGGGUCGGUGGGAGUUUGGGUGGCAGUGCACCUAUCUUCCCACCUCUUAGUGCGUCGGUUCCGUCCGGCCAGCUAUCCGUGCAGGUAGGUAGGUGGGGUUCCAGAUGGAGUAUAUGCUGGGAGGAGGCGCUUGAUUUUAGGAUCGGGAUUUGAAUCCUCAUUUGAGCUGGCGGUUUGUGUGUGUGUGUGUGUGUGUGUGUGUGUGUGUGUGUGUGUGUGUGUGCGCGCGCGUACCUGUCCGUCCGUCCGUCCCUAGGUCUGUCUGCUGUCCACUAUGCCGCUGCCUGUUGCGCUGCAGACCCGCUUGGCCAAGAGAGGCAUCCUCAAACAUCUGGAGCCCGAGCCAGAGGAAGAGAUCAUUGCCGAGGACUAUGAUGAUGACCCGGUAGACUAUGAGGCCACCCGGUUGGAGGGCCUGCCACCGAGCUGCGGGCUCCCUUACUACUGGAAUGUGGACACAGACCUCGUGUCCUGGCUCUCCCCACAUGACCCCAACUCCGUCGUUACCAAAUCUGCCAAGAAGCUCAGGGCAAGUAAUGCAGAUGCUGAGGAGAAGGUGGAUCGGGGCCAUGAGAAGUCAGACCGAGGCCACGAGAAGUCGGACCGGGGCCACGAGAAGUCGGACCGGGGCCACGAGAAGUCAGACAGAGACCGGGAGCGUGGUUAUGACAAAGUGGACAGAGAGAGAGAGCGGGACAGGGAUCGGGAUCGGGAUCGUGGGUAUGACAAAUCAGAGCGGGAAGAGAGCAAAGAACGGCGCCAUCAUCGCAGGGAGGAGCUGGCGCCCUACCCCAAGAGCAAGAAGGCGGCAAGCCGGAAGGAUGAAGAGUUAGACCCCAUGGACCCCAGCUCGUACUCGGAUGCACCCCGGGGCACAUGGUCAACAGGACUCCCCAAGCGGAAUGAGGCCAAGACGGGUGCAGACACGACAGCAGCGGGGCCCCUCUUCCAGCAGCGCCCCUACCCAUCCCCAGGGGCUGUGCUCCGGGCCAACGCCGAGGCCUCCCGAACCAAGCAACAAGACUGAACCUCCCCGACUCGCCACCCCACUGCUCCCCGGUAUUUUUAAUAAAGCUUUUCGAUGGAUCGUG